CGUAAAUAUAUGUUGAACCUCAGCUGUGUUUUGGAGCUUAUUUCUAAACAUCAGUAAAAUAUCCGUGAAUUAAAACCACCGAUAGGAACAAGAUUAUAUAGAUAACUAUUGCGAGAAGGAAAGGCAGCAGCUAGUGUUGUGGUAUUGUUGGUAAGAACUAGCUGUGUGUAUUCUGAGUAGGAGUAACUGGAGGCUUGGUUGUGUUUGAGCUGCAGGCCGCAGUAAGGUACUGCUGCUGCUGGUGUAUCUGAACUGGUGAAUGGAAGUGGACUGGACCCGUGUGAUGGGUCCUGAGAGAGUGUUACCGAACUCGGAGGAGGAUCUGAGCCAGGAGCGGAGCUCAGAGCCGGUGGUGGCUGAUGAAUGGAGCGGGGAGGACGGAGAGGAGGAGGACGGAGCUCCGGGAGAAGAGGAAGAUCAGGGUACCGGCGGUUAUUAUUAUCAACCGCUUAACCAGGAGCCAGAUACAGCUAACAGUCUUCACACUGAACAACCUGAUGAACCAUCACACGCAGAUCAGCUGCAUGAGGUGCAAGAGAGAAUAGAGGCUAUGGGGUUGUUCCUGCCUCAGCCUCCACCUCCUGACAGUGAUGAGGAGGAGGAUCCUGAAGGAGCUACUGCAUGCCAGAGUCAAGCAUCCAUUCCUAUGGAUCCUGAUCACGUUGAGCUGGUGAAGAGGACCAUGGCAGCGGUGAAUCUGCCAUCUCUGGGGGUUCCUGCCUGGGCUCGUGAGAUUUCAGACGACCAGUGGAAGGACAUGGUGCAGAAGACUCUUCAGUCAAGGCAGAGCUCAGCAGGCCUGUUGCUGCAGCGCAAAUGAAACGGCUCAAGGUCGUCUUCAUCUCGUCCUUUCUUCAGCUCUCACUGACAUCCUUCAUAAAACUUCAAGAGACUGCUCGAUCAUGUGACUGAGUUGGCAAAAACAAAGAAAUGCACUUGUUCUGCUUUCUUGAUCAGAUAUUAUUCCCUGCUGUCCAAAGUAGCACAGAAUAUUGCAUUUCUCUUGAAUGCACGUCUUUUAAGUCUUUAAAAUCACACUAUAUUGAUAGUGACUGAGGUUUGUCAACAUUCCUUUAAUUCAUUUAAUGUCUGCUCACUUGUCCAGGCAGCUGGGUGUAUUUUCACUGUUUACACCUGGGUUGUUUUAUGCAUUUUUGAUUCUGUCCUAUUUAACACGUUCACCACGUCCAUUUGAUAUGAAAAUUAUAAUACAGUUAGCUAGAUUAAUCUGACUGCCAUAUUACAUGUGAUUUCAAAUCAGCUAUAAGAUCAUCCUGUGUUGUAUUUAGAUUUGCAAUGAGAACAAUUACAAAGUGCAUUACAUUUACAUUUUCAGCAUUUAGCAGACGCCUUUAUCCAAAGCGACUUACAUUACAGUUAAGAGUAUACAGUCUGAGCAAUUGAGGGUUAAGGGCCUUGCUCAAGGGCCCAACAGCAGCAACCUAGCAGUGGUGAGCUUGAACCAGCAACCUUCGGAUUACUAGUCCUGUACCUUAACCACUAGGCUACGGCUUGCAUUACAUUUAUGAUAUUGCACAACAUUUUUAAAUUUAAAAACACUCUGGCAUAUAUGAAUCAUUUAGAUUACUAGAGUAUAAUAUUGAUCAUUGCUUUGGUUGUAUGAUGCUGAGGGACUGGAUUCAAAGCAGUUUAAAGUGCAUCUUGGGUAUAGUCACGCCAAUAUGUUAUUUAGGUCAUUUCUAUUUGGGUGCAGAGCAAAUGGAUUUAUCUAACUUUUACAUUACAUUUACUGUUUAGGCAUUUAGCAGAUGCCUUUAUCCACAGCGACUUGCAUUACAGGUACAGUAUCUAGUCUGAGCAAUUGAAGGUUAGGGGUCUUGCUCAAGGGUCCAACAGCAGCAACCUGGCAGUGGUGGGGCUUGAACCAGCAACCUUCUGAUUACUAGUCUAGUACCUUAACCACUAGGCUACGGCUCAACCAGCUGGCUGCGUUCAUAUCUCAGGUUCAAUCGGCCCAGAUCGUAAUUUUAAUUUAAUCUAAGCAUCCAAACCACAGCAGUCUGAACAGCCAGGUUGGAAUUCAUGCAACUUGUAUGUAUAGCCCAACAAUUGUUUCUGUAAUUGCUUAAAUAAUUUAAUACGCAAUCAGAUUUGAAUAUUCAGUGAACAAAAUGAGCAGCACAACACUACAUGCUUGUAUUACUGGAGGUGUCAAUCAUGGAGGCAACAUCACCAUCAUAAACUUUCAUAUGUUCAUAAAGUUUCAUUUUUGUUUAAUAUUUAACUGACAAUAAAGUCUUUUUGCUGAUA
Messenger RNA from Trichomycterus rosablanca, 2271 nucleotides. RefSeq names its product male-enhanced antigen 1 (gene mea1). The transcript has 3 exons. NCBI's taxonomy places the organism in Eukaryota, Metazoa, Chordata, Actinopteri, Siluriformes, Trichomycteridae. Bases 260 to 820 code for a protein of 186 amino acids. The record is from RefSeq and is a predicted model, not a curated record. Gene Ontology annotation, biological process: spermatogenesis.